CCACUUGCAGAACAGCAGGUUAUCUAUUUAACUCGAAGUUUACCGGUUAAAUUAAUAAAUUGGCUUGCACAACAGUAGGUUAGGCAUUAACUCAGAGAUAAAAACUUAAAUAUUUAACCCACAAAAUUUUGAGGGUUAAAUUGUUAAGUUAGUGUCAGUUCUGCCGAAAACUAGAAAUACAAAUAAAAUUUAAAUUCUUUAAAUUGUGAAAUAUUUUAUGUAAAUAAAUGAAAAGAUGAACGAAUUGGUGCAUUCUGACGAUGAUGAGGAAAUCAUUGAUUACGUCAACUCAGAUUUCUAUAAUAGAUCAACAGCGGAGCGAAGUGAUCAUUAUAAUGAUCUGCGAGAGAAAGCAUUCCACAGGAGAUUUCGCUUGCAAAAGGAAAGCGUUAUUUUCCUUUUAGACAAGCUUAAACCGUGGUUAGAAUGCUCAAAGAGCAAUGCAAUAUCUCCUAUGAACCAGUUACUAUGUGCAUUGCGAUUCUAUGCUACGGGUAGUCAACUCGUAACGUGUGGGGACUUCAUUGGUGUCCAUGAGUCUACUGCAAGCAGAAUCGUGCAUAAAGUUACUGAUGCUAUAGCACGUUUGUACCCAGAAUUUAUACGAAUGCCGACAGAGGUAGAAGACAUGAGGAAAGCUGCAGUGAAGUUCUAUGAAAUUGCUCGAUUUCCGCGGGUCAUUGGGGCUAUAGAUUGCACUCAUGUCAGGAUAAAGUCGCCAGGAGGGGAAUAUGCGGAAAUAUAUAGGAAUCGAAAGGGUUACUUUUCAGUAAACACCCAAGCAAUCUGUUCUGCAGAUUUAUUGUUUACCGAUGUCAUGGGUCUUCUCAUGAUUCUCACAUUUGGGACAAUUGUAAUCAGAGCAGAUAUUUUGUUCAGGGAGCAUAUGGUGAUUUCUGUUUGCUUGGAGAUAGUGGUUAUGCUCAAACCACAUUUAUGA
This is a messenger RNA of Rhagoletis pomonella (apple maggot), 940 nucleotides long. RefSeq names its product putative nuclease HARBI1. The record is from RefSeq and is a predicted model, not a curated record. The transcript has 3 exons. Lineage: Eukaryota; Metazoa; Arthropoda; Insecta; Diptera; Tephritidae. Bases 236 to 940 code for a protein of 234 amino acids.